AUGUUUAUUGGGAGUAGGGUUUUGUUCCUUUUUGAACACGCAUCUGGUUAUGCCAUUUUGGGCACAAAGUUGCAUGAGCUAUCUGCGGUUGUUGAGCGCUUGUCGGGAGUUUCUACUGACUAUGAUACAUUUUCAGGCACCUUUAAACUGCGUGCAUUUUCACCAUUCACGUCAGCCGAAAACGCCUUGGAAAAUUGUAACUCAGUUUCAGAGGGCAUUGUUCAUGAUGAUCUUCGAAAUUUUCUCCUGUCAAAUCUCAAGGGAGAAAAACCCGUACUUUUAUGUGUUUCGGAGCACAAGCUGGCCGAUGCUAUUAAAGCGACUGAGACUGGAUUACCUGGAACCGUCAAAAUCUCCUCUGAAUCGGCUGCCAUUGAUAUUUAUCGCGGAAUCCGUGAGUUCUUCUCGAACUACAUCGCUGAAUUGACGCAUUUCGCAGAAUCCCAGGCUCAAGUCGGGCUAGGGCAUAGCUACUCCCGUGCCAAAGUUAAAUUCAAUGUAAACAGAGAUGAUAAUAUGGUCAUUCAGACAAUCAGUUUACUCGACCAAAUGGAUAAGGAUAUUAACACCUUUUCUAUGCGAAUCAAGGAGUGGUUUUCAUAUCACUUUCCAGAAUUGGCCAAAAUUGUUCCAGAAAGCACCAACUACAUCAAAUUAGUCAACAUAAUCCGUAGCCGUGAAGACUUAACUGAAGAUAAGCUGGGUCAGAUUGAGAAAGUCAUCCAUGACCACGAAAAAGCAGUUGCGAUUCUUGAAGUCGCUAAAACUUCAAUGGGUUUCGAUGUAACUGAUCAGGAUGUGGAAAAUCUGUCUUCCUUUGCGAAAAUCGUGCAAACUUUCAUGGAGCGUCGCGCAAAAGCCUACGAUUACCUUGUCAACAAGUUGACUGGUGUUGCUCCGAACCUCAACACUCUCAUCGGCAGUCAAGUUGCUGCUCGUCUGAUCUCCCACGCUGGUUCUCUGAUAAAUCUUUCAAAGUUCCCAGCUUCCACCAUUCAAAUUCUGGGUGCAGAGAAGGCUCUUUUCAGAGCGCUGCGAACCCGUGGUCGUACGCCCAAAUACGGACUAAUUUUCCACAGUUCCUACAUCGGUCGCGCGGCGAAGGAGAACAAGGGCAGGAUUUCGCGUUUUUUAGCAGCAAAAUGUGCCCUCGCAACACGUAUUGACUGCUUCAGUGAUAUUCUCUGCGAUGUUUAUGGACAGCACUUGAAGAAACAGGUUGAGGACCGGCUGAAGUACUUUGAGAGUGGUGUUAUGCCAAUAACGAAUGCAGAGGCAAUGGCGGCGGCCGUAAAGGAGGCCAAUCGGGUUAUUGGAAAGCUGAAGAAACGAGCCGUUGCCACGUUAAAUGGGACAGCCUCACCGAAUAUCAAUUGUUACACAAAGGAUAAUGGGAACGAGGCACAGCCAGUAGAAAAGAAGACGAAGAAAAAGAAGAGAAAGUCCGGGCUUGCCCAAUUGGAGGAAACUGCUCAAUACAAAGAAGUAGGAAUUGAACAGACGAGGGAAGAGGUUGGGGAGAAGAAAAAGAAGAAACAAAAGCAGGUGGAAACUGUCGAGGAUGUUAGGAUGGAUGGCGUCGUGGAGCCACCGCGAAAGAAAAAAAAGAAAAAUGAGGCGGAGAAUGGGGGUAGAGAAGAGAGCUUUGAAGCUGAUGCCUCCAUUGUUGUUGAGGGAAAGAAAAAGAAGAAAAAACAUGAAAUCGAUGUGUAG
Echinococcus granulosus is the source of this 1713-nucleotide messenger RNA. Its product is annotated as Nucleolar protein 56. Gene Ontology annotation, cellular component: box C/D methylation guide snoRNP complex; small-subunit processome. Gene Ontology annotation, molecular function: snoRNA binding. The transcript is spliced from 5 exons. Lineage: Eukaryota; Metazoa; Platyhelminthes; Cestoda; Cyclophyllidea; Taeniidae. The record is from RefSeq and is a predicted model, not a curated record. The coding region runs from base 1 to 1713 and encodes 570 amino acids.